AUGCGUUUCUCUACCCUUACAGCCGCCGCUCUUGUUUCUGUCGCCUAUGCCGACUUCACCUCCUACUGCUGUGUCGACGAUGAACCCGUGUCAACAGGUGACAUUGCCUGGGCUUUGGACCCCAAGAAUGGCCGUACGGCCGAGAUGGGUAUUGCGGGGGGUGCCACGUAUACUCACGAAGUUGGUAUGUGCACGUUCGCUGGCCACAUACCUAUGGCUUGCGGUAAGUACACGACGACUGCUCGCACAAUGGAGCGCGCCGGAACUCAACUGAAGAACGGCUUCAUCGAGUGCGACGAUCCUUUGUACAUGGAGUCAAACCUAUGGGUUUGCCCGUUUUAG
Molecule: messenger RNA, 342 nt
Organism: Colletotrichum orchidophilum
Lineage: Eukaryota; Fungi; Ascomycota; Sordariomycetes; Glomerellales; Glomerellaceae
Exons: 1
Coding region: 1-342 (113 amino acids)
Source: RefSeq, a predicted model, not a curated record